This is a messenger RNA of Caenorhabditis remanei, 924 nucleotides long. RefSeq lists its product as uncharacterized. Gene Ontology annotation, biological process: cell fate specification; regulation of transcription by RNA polymerase II; positive regulation of DNA-templated transcription. The transcript has 3 exons. The record is from RefSeq and is a predicted model, not a curated record. Lineage: Eukaryota; Metazoa; Nematoda; Chromadorea; Rhabditida; Rhabditidae. Bases 1 to 924 code for a protein of 307 amino acids. Gene Ontology annotation, cellular component: nucleus. Gene Ontology annotation, molecular function: RNA polymerase II cis-regulatory region sequence-specific DNA binding; DNA-binding transcription factor activity, RNA polymerase II-specific.
AUGGAUAGCCUUGAGUCUCCUUCUGGGAUUCGAAUCUCUUUGAGCGAUAAAAAGACGUGGAAUGAAUUCUAUCCAAAAACUGAAAUGAUCGUAACAAAGAAAAAGGGAAGAGUCAUAUUCCCUCAUUUGAAUUAUAAUUUGAAAGGAAUGGAGCCAGGAACACUUUAUACAGUACACAUUCACUUGGAACGCGUCGAUCAUAUUAAAUAUAAGUUCGACGCCGGAGAAUGGCAAGAAUUUGGAAAAGGAGAGCCAGUUCACCCGAUCAAAUACAAAGAACAUCCAGAUGGAGCACGUCCAGGAUCACAUUGGAUGAAGGAAACUGUCUCGUUUUCUCAUUUGAAAAUCACAAACGAUGCAGAAAACAAAGACAACAAAUUGAUUCUUGUCCAAAGUAUGCACAAGUAUCGACCGGUUGUUACAAUCACAAAACAUGGAGGUUAUCCGGGAGAAGAAUUUCGAUUGGCUCUUACUGAAUUCAUUGUGGUAACUGCUUAUCAGAGUGAUGAAAUGAUCAAAUUGAAAGUAGCUCAUAACAAGUUCGCCUCUGGAUUCCGUUCGAAUGGAAAGAGAAGAAAUUCAAUUGAUUCCGAGAACACAUCGCCAGGCGACGUGAAAAGAAGAUCCACGUCAUCUGAAUCAUCAUCUUCUAGUCCACUUCUCGUAUCUCCACCGAAUUUUGAUUCAGUAAUGAAUCCAAUGAAUCCAUUGACUCCAAUCGAGUUCAAUCAGAAUCCAUAUCCAACUCAACCAAUUUAUCCGAUGCAAAAUCAAGUGUUUGAUUUUAAUUCCGCGUAUUGGAAUUCAUAUUAUCAACAACAACAAGCGUACUGGAAUCAUAAUCAAAUGAAUAUGAUGAAUCAAUGGAGUACUGGAAAUCCAAUGAAUUCUGAGAACGCUCACAAUGGAUUCGGAGGAAUUUAA